Phytophthora nicotianae INRA-310 is the source of this 1902-nucleotide messenger RNA. RefSeq lists its product as hypothetical. The transcript has a single exon. NCBI's taxonomy places the organism in Eukaryota, Oomycota, Peronosporomycetes, Peronosporales, Peronosporaceae. Gene Ontology annotation, cellular component: fungal-type cell wall. The record is from RefSeq and is a predicted model, not a curated record. Gene Ontology annotation, biological process: cell adhesion. The annotation marks the transcript as partial.
UACUGAUCAGCAGAUCCCUCUUAUAAUCGCUUUUGCUCCGCGGACAUCAAGUCGAUCGACCGUGAGCAGACCAAGAGAGCGAGUGCAGCAGUAGAGAGAGAGAGAGAGAGAGAAAGAGAGGAAAAGCUAAGCAAGCAGGCCACAAGUAUGGGCGGCACGGAGUCCAACGAAGUGGCAAAGGACGAUGCGCGUCUGCAGCAGCAGCAGGUCAAGAGACCCGCAUCUAAAAAGCCCGAGGUCAAGCAGCCAAAGGCCAAGCAACUGAAAGCCAAGAAACCUGAGGCCACCACGACGGCCAAGGACGGCUCCACGACUGUGGUUUCCACGGCUGCGGACGGCACUACGACGUCGAUCACGACCAGCACUGACGGCAGCACCGUCACCACCGUCGUGACGCGGCCCGAUGGCUCGAGUGAGACGACUACCGAGAUCGUCACCACCACAGAGACGGAGGUAGACGUGACGCAGCAGGAAAUGAGCCCCACGGCUGCUGCAGCGGCUCGCGCCGUUGCCGACUUCGAGAGCGUGAGCGAGGAGACGGCCACGCAGAGUCUCACGGAGCUCGCCUGGCACGCGUGGAGUGCCAGUGCCACGGCAGCUGCCAUGGGUGUUAAGACGGUGACAUCGGAGACACUGCGCGCCCUGAGUGAGAACUCGGGUGUGUUCUUCACCAGCACCGUCGUGGCACCGCAGACCAGCACGCGCACUGACGUGGCUGGUCUGAAGGCUGAUGGAGAGUGGAAAAAGGAGGAUUUCAAGAACAUGUUGCCUGCCUUCUUGGCGUAUGUGACGGAUCACGGUCGCCGCAUCGAGACGCUGACCGCGGUGGAGUUGUUCAUUUUUGCGCGUGCAUUUUGUCGUUUCCGAGUGUUAAAACAUCAAGUGGAUCAUGAAAAAGAAAAACAAAAAAGUAUGGCGGAGCGCGUACUGGCCGUCGCCAGUCGCCGCUCCAAGGAGCGUAAGUUUGCGUGGGAACUCACCCGUGCUUUCACGCUCUUCUACCCGGAGUUCUCCAUCCGCCGCCGCGGUCUGCGCUUCAGCAAGACCAACGCGGUGCUCAUGGACGAGGCUCAGGUGGAGAGCGAGUCAUCGUUCGAGUUCAUCUCGAUCAAUCGUCGUUUGUCCAAGUGGUUGAGCAAAGUUAUUGUGAUUUCACUAUUGCGUGACGCAUCUGAGGACUGCACUCGUGCGAGGAAUGUCAUUGUGCUGCACGACGGAGAGGUUGUGCGUAGCGGUUCAUGGGAUGAGAUCAUCAAGUAUGUGCAGGAGUUAGGUGUUCAAUGUCCGCCACAGAAAGAUGUGGCGAUGUGUUUAAGCGACAAGAAGACGACAGCGGCGCUCUUUGACCCACUUGAAGCAACGGUCAACUCCACGACGAUCUAUAGGCUUGCCGAUGAAGUGAUUUUGCUCGCUGGAUCCCCUAUUGUGGAGGAUCAAGCGGAAAGUGACCGUGGUCUCAUGAACGUCGGGUGCUUCAGCAAGAUGCAAGCUGUAUCGUCGUCGAAGCAGGCAGAAGAUUCGGGUAAACCGAAGACAGGUGCCUUCAUGUACGAAUUCAACUCGGAUGGCAGUUUUUCUGACAGCGACGAGGAAGAAGGCUUUGAUGCCGGGGAGUGGCUCAUGUCGUGGUUCCAGCCAACGACUGAGAGUCCGCCGCUCACUACGAAAGCUGCUGCUCGGAAACUUAUCACCAACUGGGAAGCCAAAAAGCAACAAAAAACAUCCUCACCAGGUAAGACGGUGGAGACAGAAGUGUUCCAAUCGGAAGCAGAGGAUGGCAGUAUCGUAACCAAAACGGUCCGCACCACGAGGCGUACGAUGAGAUCUACCACAGGAGCAUUCAUUACCACGACCGAGGUGGAGACGACGACAGAGACACAGACCAAGGGCGGUGCCAAGAGC